AUGCCUGACCAGGAGGCACAUUGCAACCGACACGAGGAUGAAGCAUUCGACGACACACCGGAAAGCGAAGUCGACCGAUUGAACCCACCGCCAGACUCUUACUCAAUCACACCCUUCACCGAUCGAUGCUCGAUUCUUCUACACGCGGGUAACGGAGGCCACGGCUGUAUCAGUUUCUUGCGCGAAAAGUACAUUGAAAACGGCCCUGCCAAUGGCGGUGAUGGCGGAACGGGAGGAAACAUCUACAUCCAGGCUGUCCAAGGAGAAACGUCACUACACAAGCUUGCGCGACGAGGAAUCUUGAAAGCUGGCCGCGGAAAGAAUGGACAAGGAAAAGGGCAGGGAGGAACAAGAGGAGAGGACAUCUUGAUCACCGUACCCAUUGGCACCAUCGUCCGUGAGGUGUGGCGACACGACCCCGUGGCAGAGGAAGAGCUGGCAGACAAGAGGGCAAAGGCCAUGGGCGCCGACGCCGUCUUCGAUGAUCAACCAGGAGUCGUCGACAACACCCGCAAGUGGAGACGCGACAAGUGGCUGCUCUUCCCUGGAGCCAUGCCUCAGUCCUUCACAUCAGCCGACUUCCCUCCUCUACCACGUCCGAGAAGGUCGCAAAUUGCCAUGGCUCAGCCUCCUGCACCAAUACGUCUGGACCUCGAUGCGCCCAUGGAAGCUCCUCAACUGCUCGCUGCCGGCGCUAUGGGCGGUCUAGGCAAUCCGCAUUUCGUGACAAAGAGUAUCUUUCGUCCAAAGUACGGCACAAAGGGUGAUGAAGGCAUGAAGGUCGAGAUCCAACUCGAGCUCAAGCUUCUGGCUGACGUGGGUCUUGUCGGUCUGCCGAAUGCUGGAAAGAGUACUCUUCUUCGAGCAAUCACAAACAGUCGUGCCCGUAUCGGCAACUGGGCCUUCACAACCCUUCAGCCAAACAUCGGCACUGUCGUCCUUGAUAACCACAAGGGCCGUCCCCUAGUCGCAACAUCCGAACGCAAAACGGGCCAUCCUCGCACAAACUUUACCAUCGCUGAUAUUCCUGGUCUGAUUGAGGACGCCCAUCUCGACCGCGGUCUCGGUCUCGGUUUCCUCCGCCACAUCGAACGCGCCGGCAUUCUCGCCUUUGUCGUCGACCUCAGUGCCGGCGACGCCAUCCAAGCCCUCAAAGGCCUCUGGAAAGAAGUCGGCCAGUACGAACUCCUCCGCGACAAAGAAGUACACGCAGAAUCCGAACGUCGCAUCGAGCAAGACAAGGAAAUGGUGCGCUUCUCUCCCUUGGUAGAAGCUCAACCCGUAAACAUUUUCGAAGGCGAGAAUGUGCUUUUCAAUCCUGAUGGAUCGAGAGUCUUGCCUGAGCUCAAGCUCCCACCCAUUUCCUCAAAGCCGUGGUUGGUCAUUGCGACAAAGGCUGAUUUGCCAGAGACGAGGGAGAACUUUGCGGCGUUGCAGGAGUAUUUGAAAAAGGUUGCCGAGGGUGAAGAGGUACAUCCUAGUGGUAAGAAGAAUGCUUGGAAGAAGAAGCUUCAUGCUAUUCCUAUCAGUGCAAUCAAGGCACAAGGCGUUGAGAGGAUUACACCCAUUGUCGUUGAUCUCUUGGAGAACUGA
Aureobasidium subglaciale EXF-2481 is the source of this 1593-nucleotide messenger RNA. RefSeq lists its product as uncharacterized. Gene Ontology annotation, molecular function: magnesium ion binding; GTP binding; GTPase activity. The record is from RefSeq and is a predicted model, not a curated record. Gene Ontology annotation, cellular component: mitochondrion. Lineage: Eukaryota; Fungi; Ascomycota; Dothideomycetes; Dothideales; Saccotheciaceae. The coding region runs from base 1 to 1593 and encodes 530 amino acids. The transcript has 2 exons.